CUGUGUUACAGUAUGUUGUACAAUGACACAUACUGUAACACAGUUACACAUUGUACAGUAUGUUGUACAAUGACACAUACUGUAAUCACAGUCUUGAUUCCUUUUGCAGUGGUUUUCAUAAAUGACUUUCCACUUCAUUAAAAUGUCCUUAUUUGACUACCAAUUCAAGGAAAGAAUUAAACUACAGCAGUAGUCCUUCCUUAUCUGUUGUUUCUCUUUCCACGGUUCCAGUUACGCAUGGUCAACUACGGUCCGAAAAUAUUCAAUGGAAAAUUCUAGAAAUAAACAAUUCAUGAGUUUUAAGUUGCAUGCCAUUCUGAACAGCAUGAUAAAGUCUUGCACCAUCCCACUCCGUCCUGCCUGGAAUGUGAAUCGUCCCUUUGUCCAGUGAAUACACAUUGUAUGCUACCCUCCCAUUAGUCACUUAGUACAAUAAGGUAUUUUCAGAGAGAGAAACAGAGACCACAGUCACAUAACUUUUACUGCAGCAUAUUGUUAUAAUUGUUCUGUUUUUUAGUUAUUGUUAUUAACCUCUUGAGCCCUGGUGGCACAGUGGUUAUCAGCUUGGCUGCUAACCAAAAAGUCAGCAGUUCGAAUCCACCAGCCACUCCUUGGAAAACCUGUGCGGCAGUUCUACUCUGUCCUAUAGCGUUUGUAUAAGUCAGAAAUGGCUCGACUGCAACCGGUAGUUGGUAGGUGCCCAAUUUAUAAAUUAAACUUUGUCAUAGGUGUAUACAGUAUUUUAUAGGGGUUUGGUAUUAAACAAAUUAGCACAUUUAUGAAAAUUACAAAUAUAUUCUUGUUUUUCUGAAAUUUGUGUUAGUCAUUCCAUUGAGAAACAAAAACAAAAAAUGGAGUAUUGUAACCAUCAUUUCUAGUUGCCUGACAUGCUGAAACAGGAUCUUCUGGAUGACCUGAAAUCGGAACUGACUGGAAAAUUUGAAAAAUUAAUUGUGGCUCUGAUGAAACCCUCUCAGCUUUAUGACGCCUAUGAACUGAAGCACGCUCUUAAGGGAGCUGGGACAAAUGAAAAAGUACUGACAGAAAUUAUUGCUUCAAGGACACCUGAAGAACUGAGAGCCGUAAAACAAGUUUAUGAAGAAGAAUACGGCUCAAGCCUGGAAGAUGACGUGGUGGGAGACACUUCAGGGUACUACCAGAGGAUGUUGGUGGUUCUCCUUCAGGCUAACCGAGACCCUGAUGCUCGAAUUGAUGAAGCUCAAGUAGAACUGGAUGCUCAGGCUUUGUUUCAAGCUGGAGAACUCAAAUGGGGGACAGAUGAAGAAAAAUUUAUCACGAUCUUUGGAACACGAAGUGUGUCUCAUUUGAGAAGGGUAUUUGACAAAUACAUGACUAUAUCAGGAUUUCAAAUUGAAGAAACCAUUGACCGGGAGACUUGCGGUAAUUUGGAGCAACUACUUCUUGCCGUUGUAAAAUCUAUUCGAAGUAUACCUGCCUACCUUGCAGAAACCCUCUAUUAUGCUAUGAAGGGAGCUGGGACAGAUGACCAUACCCUCAUCAGAGUUGUGGUUUCCAGGAGUGAGAUUGACCUGUUUAACAUAAGAAAGGAGUUUAGGAAGAAUUUUGCCACCUCUCUUUAUUCCAUGAUUAAGAGCGAUACAUCUGGGGACUAUAAGAAAGCCCUCCUGCUGCUCUGUGGAGGAGAAGAUGACUAACGUGCCUCCUGGUGAGACCCUGCUCUGUGCCUGCCACCGUCUCCAGCACAUCUAGCCGCACUUCUUUUGUAUGCUAAUGCUUGACAUAUUGCCUUAUUCAUGCUAAGAUGCUAAUGACCAAAACGUACAUGCUGUAGGAGUACAUACCUCUGCUGCUUUUUGAUCUUCAAGUGAGAUCUGUCUCUUUGACUGUUACAGUACUGAAGUAUACGUGACGUCACUAAGUCUAGAGUCUGGGUCGUUUAUAUUUUACUUUUAAAGAUCAGACUGCUUUUAGCCUCUUCAUAUAAACUUCAUUUAUAUGAAAUCGAUAACUGUAUUACCUUAACCGGAACCUUAGCCUUGAAACUGUAAACUCUCGGAAGUGUUAUUAAUCAACUUUGCUACGAAAUUAAGCCUGCAAAAUUAUGGUAGUUGCAUUCAAAAGAUUAAUGAAAAUAAACAUUUCCUCUCCCCUGAA
Molecule: messenger RNA, 2136 nt
Organism: Loxodonta africana (African savanna elephant)
Lineage: Eukaryota; Metazoa; Chordata; Mammalia; Proboscidea; Elephantidae
Gene: ANXA5
Product: annexin A5
Exons: 10
Coding region: 888-1676 (262 amino acids)
Biological process (GO): negative regulation of coagulation
Cellular component (GO): sarcolemma; cytoplasm
Molecular function (GO): calcium ion binding; calcium-dependent phospholipid binding
Source: RefSeq, a predicted model, not a curated record